AUGGACGUAGAUUUUCCUACUCUCGUCCCGGGCCACCACACGUCCAAGCUCCGCCACCCGUUCGGGCACCUCGGAGAGGCUUCGGGGAAACACCAGCGGUGUUUGGCGGUAAGGUCGGGAGAUGAGUUUGCGGAGAUCAAACAGUACGGAAUAGUGAUUAGCCGCAGCCUCGGUGAUCAGAUCGGACUUGACCGACUCCGGCAAGUACGCAACCUUUGUUGCCAUCCGUUGCAAGUUAAUGUUGGAGAACGACGGCGCGAAUCGGAAGGAAUUGGAUGGAUUGGAUGGGGGUGUUUGAGCGGCGCCGUCGAGAAAACAAAUAAAAGAAAAAAAAUCGGCCCUCUUGCCACCUACAAUUGGUUCUAUCACUGA
Molecule: messenger RNA, 372 nt
Organism: Striga asiatica
Lineage: Eukaryota; Viridiplantae; Streptophyta; Magnoliopsida; Lamiales; Orobanchaceae
Source: the annotation of a GenBank genome assembly